AUUUAUUUAGCAAAAUUUGCAAAGUCGGCCAUGGUUUGUUUACAUGCGUCAGCUGAGAGGAAAUAUGCUGGUGCCACUAGUCAGCUGCACCUCCCUGCCUCGCCUCGCCCCUGUGCUGCCUCGCCUCGCCCCUGUACUCCUGCCUCGCCUCACCCGCACCUCGCUGCUUCGGUAUAACAACAGCUACCACCCUUCAGGGCCUCGCCGCAUCCAACACGCUCCCUCGCGUAAUUUACAAACCAUGAAGAUUGAGGAGAGUCAAAUGAAUGCUAUACUACGGCCCGGGGUCAAGAAAUUAGCAAACAUGUUCAGUGACUAUGGCUAUGAAUUACGAAUAGCUGGUGGAGCGGUGAGAGACUUACUCGUGGGGAUCGUUCCCCACGAUUUGGAUUUUGCUACAACCGCAACUCCGGAACAAAUGAAGUCAAUGUUUGAGACUGAAGGAGUUAGGAUGAUAAAUGCCACUGGAGAAAAACAUGGCACGGUGACUGUACGUCUUGAGGAAGAAAACUUUGAAUGUACGACUUUAAGAAUUGACCUCGUGACUGAUGGUAGACAUGCAGUCGUGCAGUUCACCCAAGACUGGGAGUUAGAUGCUAACCGUCGGGAUCUUACUAUUAAUGCCAUGUUUCUUGGACUGGAUGGCACUGUCUUUGACUACUUUGAAGGAAGUAAACACCUUCAAGAGAAGUUGGUUACUUUUGUCGGUGAUACUGAUAAGCGUAUCCAAGAAGAUUAUUUGCGAAUACUUCGCUAUUUUCGUUUCUAUGGACGCAUAGCAGAUGGGCCUGACAACCACAGGCCAGACGUCUUGGAGAGCAUCAAGAGAAAUGUAGAGGGUCUUAGCAGGAUUUCUGGAGAGAGAAUAUGGAUGGAGAUGCAGAAAAUUAUCACAGGAUGCUAUGGGGGUGAUCUCCUAAUCAAAAUGGUUGAGUGCGGGGUAGGACCUUAUGUUGGUUUCCCAGACAACUUUAACUGUGAUGGUAUUAGGUCAUUGUAUAAAAGAUGUGAAGAAGCAGGUGUUAUAGUUAAAGAUAUGCAUCAUAUGACAAUUUUAGCCUCUGGAUUUUCAAGUGAAACAGAAUGUAUCAAAUUGAUAGCAAGAGUUAAGUGUUCCAAAAAAGAGCAGGAGAUCAUGUUGCAUAUAAUUAGAUAUAGAGACUUUGCAAUACAAGCAACUUCAUUCAAGGAAAUUAAAGACCACAUUGUUGAUAUUGUAAUUGGUGAGAAAAGAAAUAAAGACAUUGCUCUAUUGUAUGUAAGUGAACUAUUAAAAUAUGCUUGUAGAAUAGAUUAUCUGGAACAAAUUAAAGAGUGGAACGUGCCAAAGUUUCCAGUGAAUGGACAUAUGGUCAUGGAGAAGGGAGUUUCCCGGAAAAAAAUUAAAUUGGCAUUGGCAGAUAUGUUAAAAGAAUGGAAGAAGUCUGACUUUUCAUCAAGUGCUGAGGAAUUGUUACACACACUAGACACUGACAAGUAUCAAUGAUUUGGUUAAUGCUUUGCACAAGCUACAAGUUAAUUUGUUAUGUUAUUUGCUGUUGAAUAGACAUCUUAAAUUUUUGUUUAAUUUGCAAAAUACAAUACUGUACAUGCAAUAUCUGGAGAAUGCUUUCAAAUACUGUACAAAUUAAAAAUGUACCUUGUGUGGUCGUGCAAGGAAUAUCUUGGUUAUUGGAUCUGGUUGCAUCUUAGUGACAAAUCUUAGAAUAAUUUUAACCUUAACCUUAACUGCGACACUGCUGUUUUGGCCACAUUUGGCCAAAAUUUUAUUGGCCACAUUUUGCCACAUUUGGCAAAAAAAAAAUUUUUGGCCACAUUUUGUUUUGGCCAUUUCAACUUUGGCUUGAAAUGGGACUAUAAAAGAAAAUAUAAUUUGUGUUAAUAUUUUGUAAAAUAUGAACUUGCUCUUAACAGUGGUGCCAUUAAAAAUGUGAAAAUAAAUUUUCAAGUCUCCAAACUGUAAUUUAAUAUACAAAAUGGUCAGAGGUAACUGCAAACUAUUCUUAAGUGUUCCUUGGGAAUAUAUUAUUUUCAUACAUAAAGCCAGGACAGGUAAUUUAUCAGGACAAAGCACUAAGCCAUUAUGACUAUACUGUACUUGCCUAGUUGGGUGAGUAUAUCACUUUGAAGGGCUAUGAGGAUAAGCAUUUUUUAUUUUAUUUAUUUAUUUAAAUAUACAAGUGAUUGCAUUCUUGUAAAGCCACUUAGCAUGCAUAGCGUUUCGGGCAGCUUGAAGCAUUUAUGGUAGGAUGGAGGAAAGGAAUGGUACCCAACCACUUACAACUUUAGGAGAUUGAAUGCCGACCUGCAAGAAGCAAGGUUAUAAUUCUACUGUUCAGUCCAAGUGGUUAAUUGAAAUAUUUUUUCAUGUGUCGAUGGAUUUUUCUCUUAUUAAAGCCAACAUAGUAUAUAAGUUUUCCAUAAUUGAUAUUGAAUAGCCAAUAAUUUUGUAAUUAUAUAAUAGAUGGUGGCCUGCAAUACAGUAUACAAUAUAGUUCAUGGCAUAACACAAAAUUGAUGGUGUACUGUGUAUUGUAAAUGAUAAUUGCAUUGCACACUACAUGUGAUGUUUAUUUAUACAGUAUAUACAACUGCUCGAAACGCUGUGCGUACUAGUGGCUUUAGGCACAGUAUAUUACUGUAUAUACUAGCUCUAUCUAGAAAUUCAACAUCCUGUAACUCAUUUUGUAUGUAUGUACUUUUACCUGAAUAAACAUCAUUAUAUUAUUAUAACUAAUAUAACUUGUAAACAUUAAUGUAUAUAAGGAUUUAGGAUCAACAAAAAUGAACAUUGUUAUAAUUUUUAUGUAUAAAAAUGAAAGUACCAGAGUAAGAAAUUUUCAUGACCA
This is a messenger RNA of Procambarus clarkii (red swamp crayfish), 2849 nucleotides long. RefSeq names its product CCA tRNA nucleotidyltransferase 1, mitochondrial. Gene Ontology annotation, molecular function: tRNA binding; nucleotidyltransferase activity. The record is from RefSeq and is a predicted model, not a curated record. NCBI's taxonomy places the organism in Eukaryota, Metazoa, Arthropoda, Malacostraca, Decapoda, Cambaridae. Gene Ontology annotation, biological process: tRNA 3'-terminal CCA addition; mitochondrial tRNA 3'-end processing. Gene Ontology annotation, cellular component: mitochondrion.